Messenger RNA from Conger conger (European conger), 5939 nucleotides. RefSeq names its product LON peptidase N-terminal domain and RING finger protein 3-like. The transcript is spliced from 12 exons. Bases 119 to 2398 code for a protein of 759 amino acids. NCBI's taxonomy places the organism in Eukaryota, Metazoa, Chordata, Actinopteri, Anguilliformes, Congridae. Gene Ontology annotation, molecular function: protein binding. The record is from RefSeq and is a predicted model, not a curated record.
UUACAGAGACGCGUGUGGGGCAGGAGGCUAAGAGCAAAGAAAAUGCGACCGGUAUCUGUUACUUCCGAACAAGGAACAAUAUUUUUUUAACAACAGAUAGUUAUACCCGUGUAUAGAUAUGGGAACGAAGGGUGUAGAAGGCUUUGUCAUGCUGGAGCUCGCCGCUGAAGCCUUCCAAGCAAAAAACUUUCAGCUUGCCGCUGACAUCUACGAAUGCCAACUAGAAAAUUUCACCGACCACGCUACUCAACAGGAGCUGCUAUUGAAACGAGCUGAUGCGUUGGCAUUUGACGGCAAGCUUAGCGAGGCUUUCGAAAUCUACCAGAGGGCUUCUAAAAUCGAGAGGUUACGACCUGCGCAGCUUGAAAAUCUGACAGAAUGUCUGACCAACAGCAUCCAAAGAAAAGAAGGGAUUGUCCGUUUCAAGACCCAACAGGAGCAGGACACUACAACAUGCGGCGGAUGUGAUGCUUUCACAUGUAGGAUAUGUUGUGGAAUUCUGUGCGAGCCGGUAACACUGCCUUGUGGACAUUGCUUUUGCAGAAAGUGCCUGGAGAGGGAAAAUGUGCCAGUUUGCUGCAAAGAAUGCCAAGACUGUUCAAAACUCACCGAUGUGCUGAGUUACAGAGUCAACGUGGUGCUUAGCAACUUGUUGUCCAAAUGGUAUCCCUCUCAGCUGCUUGUUGUUGAAUUGAGGCAUGAGGGAAAUAGGUUAUAUGCAGAGAAAAAACUGGAAGCUGCUUUGGAAAAAUACAACGAAGCUAUACAAAAAGCUCCAAGGGACCAUUUGCUGUUCAGAAACCGUUCACAGAUAAACUCUGCCCUGAGAAAAUCUGAAGAUGCAUUGAGCGAUGCAGAGAUGGCAUGCAAACUACAGCCUCAUUGGUUAAAGGGACAUUUAAGGAAAGCGCAAGCCCUUCUUUUGCUGAAGAAGACAGAAGAAGCUUUAGCAGAGUAUCUGUUCUGCAUUGCUUUAGAACCGGAAGGCAAACUGGCAAAGCCAGAAGCUCAAAAGCUGCUGAGUGACCUCUUCGCUCCAGUCCCCGACAACGUCCAGGAGAGGAUACCGGACUGCAGCAGCCUGCUGUCCUCCCGGGCCAGAGUAAAGGGACAUGCAGUGACCUCUCUCAGCUCACCUGGCGGUGCCAUGUCACUGAGUCUGUACAAGAAGAAUGGCAGCACAUCUUCUCCAGAAGGUCUGAGGCCUCUGGCGGCGUGUAAUCGCAGUAAAGAAGCGGACGGCGGGCGAGCGAGGCAUGGCUGCUGUGGGGAGGGCAGGGAGGACGGGGGCAUCGCCUCGCUGUACCACUCCGCCGUCCUGGACGGCCGCUACCUCCUCAAGCGCAAGCGCAGCGCCGACGAAGACGUGGAGGAGGACGAAGAGGAGGAGGGAAGAGCAGCGGGCGGCAGAGAGUGGCCGUGUAAACGCGCAAAGUCAAACGGGAGGCUGAAAGAGGGGACCACCUCUUGGUCCUCGGUGGUGGCAGGCCAACUUGAUGCGGCUGAUCUGGAGUGCUCCUUAUGUAUGAGGCUUUUUUUUGAACCAGUCACCACGCCGUGUGGGCACACCUUCUGUCUGAAAUGCCUGGAGAGAUGCCUGGACCACAACUCCAAAUGUCCUCUGUGCAAAGAGGACCUCUCUGAGUACCUGGCCCAGAGACGAUACUGUAAGACCUUCCUGAUGGAGGACCUCAUUGCCAAGUACCUUCCAGACGAGCUCCUGGACCGUCAGAACGUCCACGAGGAGGAAGUCGCUGAGCUGUCCAACCUGAAUAAGAACGUGCCUAUAUUUGUCUGCACCAUGGCCUUCCCGACCGUGCCCUGCCCCCUGCACAUCUUCGAGCCCUGCUACCGCCUCAUGAUCCGCCGCUGCAUGGAGAUCGGGACUAAGCAGUUUGGAAUGUGCCUCAGCGAUCCCGUCAAGGGGUUUGCAGAUUACGGCUGCCUCCUGGAAAUCCGGAGUGUGGAGUUCUUUACGGACGGCCGCUCCGUCGUGAACACCGUCGGAAAGAGAAGGUUCCGGGUCGUCCAGCAUAGCCAGAGAGAUGGGUACAACACAGCGGACAUCGAGUAUUUGGAAGACAAGAAGAUGGAGGGGGAACAGGAGGAGGAGCUUCGGAAGCUGCAGGACUCUGUGUAUGAGCAGGCCUUGAUCUGGGUGAGCUCCCUCAAGCCCGAACAAAGGGAGAGGAUUCUGGGACACUUCGGACCCAUGCCAGAGAAAGAGCCAGAACCGCAGGUGGGUCCGAACGGGCCGUCCUGGUGCUGGUGGCUCCUGGCGGUCCUGCCCCUGGAGGGCCGGGCCCAGCUCCCCUUCCUGGCUAUGACCGCCCUGAAGGACCGGCUGAUAGGCAUCCGGAGGGUCCUCCUCUUCAUGUCCCGAAACCGCUCCCGAUGACCUGCUGUCUGCGGCAACAGUCUUCCCACACGCCCAUCUGUCCCAGCCGGUCUUUCAGGAGGCCAGAUUCCACAUGCCCUUCUGCGCAGAAGUACUGCCUGGAGGAUGGAUUUUUACUGUUAUCACUGACCGGGAUUUAAAACAAGAAGAUGAACAAAACCAGUAUCAGUUCUGUCUCUGGAUUGGUUACCCUUUUCUGACUGUGAUUUGCAACCUAUGUGCUUUAAAAGAGUGAGCUCAAUGGACAGAGAUGUGGCUUGUGGUUUUCAGCGGACAAGUUACCUGGGAGUGACGUUCAGAUCUCGUUUAAGUGUACUUUGUGUGCUGGACCUACAUCUGCAAAACACUUCCCUUCAACGGCGUGACAAAACCUUGUCUGUCCUUUCUCCCGUGAGAGACCCAGGGUUUCGUUUUUUUUGUUUUCUUCAGUGUUAUUUAUGGUUUGUGUGUGUGUAUCACACUGUUUACAUCGCUUGGAUCAAUGGUUCAUCAAGUAUCAUUCAGGUGAAAUGAUUCAUUUCUGAAAGACUUUUCCUUUUUUCCAUCUGUUACUUGUACUAUCCUUGGCUGUUUGGUUAAUGAUUUUAUAAAUGAUUAUCUAUGAUAUUCUAAUUAAAGUAAAAGACACAGAGCACCAAACAAGUCCCUGUAACCAUCCAGGGCAGCCCUAAUCUGCAGUGUGCUUGUGUUAAGAAAACGGCAGUCAGUUUAAAGGACUAAAAAACACUAAUUUGGCUUAACGGUAAAUUUAAGUGUGAAAACACAAAACCCAGACACAAUAUUGCCUUAUUUUGUCUACUUGACCAUUCAUGUACAUGCUGUGCAAGGGAUAUGAAAGGGUGACAUAAGUAACAGUAAGUUCAGCCUACUCUGAUGCUUGUCUGUUUAUCAGUGUGGUCUUUACUCAUUAGAAAAAAGGGCAUCGCUAUGGGUUCAAUCGCUUUUACCCAAACUUUCCAUUCCCAAAGCUGAAUAAUAUUUUUAUCCAUGUUAUACUAACUUUCUUUUUAUAUCUUACUCUCAACCAGAGUUUAUAUGACUGAAAGAGGAGGGAAAAGGCAUCCACUCCUCUGCUGCUUCGAUACAGUUAGAGAGGCAACAUCUAGACCUGGGCUAACCACAACCAAUCUGGCACUUGUGCUGAUACCCAUGCCACCAUUUUAAAUGAUAGCGCAAAUGCUAAAUUCAAUCAGUUUCCACAUUCAUAGAACUGGCUGAGCGCAGAUAUCAAACAAUUCAUGAAAUUAAAAUGUUACAAAUUGUAUUUUCAUAAAAUAUUUUUAUCCUUGUUUACUUAAUUAUUAAGUGGGGAACAUGAGACUAGCGAGCUACUGAAUGUCUAGUUUACUUGUGAGUUUGGCUGAUAAAAAGGCCAAAUUAAAAAAAAAUUAUAAAGAGAUUCAGAUAAUAAUAAUGAUAAUAAUAAUAAUAAUAAUAAUAAUAAUAAUAAUUAUUAUUAUUAUUAUUAUUAUUAUUAUGCAACUUAUAAGGUAGGUUGCAUCAUCGUAAUAGCCACAAUUUCAGUAUUGGGCCAAUUUGAAUAAAUUUAUUUUAAGCUACUAUUGGCUGAUACAAAUAUGCCCCAAAUAUUUUCUUGAAUCCCUAAUCUAGGCCAUUUGCCUGCACAAUAUGAUUUAUUUAAAAUAUGCAUGAAUGGCUCUCAGAAUCAAAAUUCCAUCCAGCUGGAUAACUGUUUUUGAAUGAAAAUAGACAUGUAGGUAUUAAUGAUGCUGAGUUCAAUGUGAAUAUUAAGCAGGGAAAUAGGACGGUUGUUUCACCCUUAUUCUGAAAUAGAAAUGCAUAUCAUAUGGAAGAAGUGGCUACUACAGUGCUAAGAUUUGGAGUAAUUGUUUGUAUCACUACAAGUGGUUUAUUUUUUCAGUGUCAUCUAAGCCUGGACUUGCCUUUGCGUAUCUUUUAACACAUUUGCACCAUCAGACACAGCCUGAGGGGUACCUGUGGCAUUCCUAUUUUGCACUUGCUGGGGUUGCUUCCUAAGAUUUUAUCUCUAAAACGCCAACAAAAACAGUUCACAGGUGUGCAAAUGCUUCUACAGGCUGGGGUCGUGUUGCAGUGGCAUUACAAAGCUGUUUGUUAUUGGAGUCCUGUGUCUCCUCUGCUCUUGUUUAUGUAGAGAAGGUCGGCAUAUUAGUAUUCUCUUAUAAGUAUCUACAUCAUGCAACUUAAAAGAAGUAGGCUCCGAUUUAUUUUUUUUGUUUGUUUUUUGAAAAUUCAACAUGUAGUGCCUUAUGUUUGACUACAUUAAAUGAUACCGUACCAUGCAAUAAUAAUAAUUCUUAUAAUAGAAUUCAGCAGAAAGUAGCUUUUUCUGUAGCUCUUAGGAAGUAUCUUUGUGUUUAAAAUUUAAACAAAAUAUUCACGUUCCACUUCUGGGCACCGAAGACAUCAUUUUACAAUAUAAAAUGAAGAUGAUACAGGGAUUUAAUUUUGUGGGAAUCAAAAUGUGUUUUGAUCAAUUGGCUCAACACAUAUACAUUUUGACAGUUGCAUAUUUCUGGCAAGAACCAUGCGCUAGUCCUUAUUUACACAAAGCAAAUACUGUGGAGAAAGAAAAAGAGUAAUAGGAAAUGGCAGUGCAAAUUGUCGGAGACCUAUUGUAAAGUUAGUCUUUAUGGCCAUCGGAAUUGGAACGGCUGCUGAUGUUUCAUUUACUGGAGUUUUAAAUGUCAGGAAAAAAAAUGUAAUUAAAUCACGGCCCUGCUGGGAAAAACAGCUCAGGCUAGGUUUUGAAACAGCUGGUUGACCAGUUAAACCAGCUCAAUACACAACAUGGUUUGAUCAGCUCAGCUGUUUCAAAACAGUAUGUUUUGAAACAGCUGGUAGCUGGUAUUUCAAGCUGGUCAUAGCUGGAUUUUACACCAGGGGGGUGACAUUUUACACAAGCCGUACUUAAAGAAGGUGUUUGUAAAUCAUAUUAGCAGGAAUAACUUGUAAUUGUUCAUUAAUUAUUUAUGUGACAUAGUCAUGAAGAUGUUAUGGGUUGAUAUAUGGCCACCUUAUGAAACAACUCAACAGAUACUUACACCAAAGUGUGACCACAAUCAUACUUACAGAUUCAAUUUGAUAUUUUUAUUUCUGUUAUUUGAUGAAAUGGUUUGAGUGUUCUUACUAGUGAUUGCAGGUUAAGACAGUUCAAUCACAUGGGAAAUUUGAAUAAUGCUAUACUUGUAAAAUGAGUUACAUUUUCCUGACUUUUAUAAAUCCAACACUUUGAUUUGCACACUAAUUAUGAAUGCUGACCUACCUCUGUGACGUGCAUUUAGUUAAUCUGCUCAAAUAAGCUAAUCAAAGAGAAAUAUUUUGAUUUGGGGUAUUUAUAUUUAUAAAGUAGCGACUAGUGAACAUAAGUUCUGUUUUGGUGGCUGUGUGAUAUUUGUAAAAUUGCCUCUUAACUAAAUCUGUGUUUACAUCACUGAAUGUAUGUCAUAGACGUAGUUGUUCUGUUUGAUUGUGUUACAAUAGUAAUUUGUUUAUGAUAUUGUUAUAUAGUGUACAUAUUCUAUUAAAAUUUUGUUCAUAA